Symbiodinium necroappetens is the source of this 594-nucleotide messenger RNA. The record is from the annotation of a GenBank genome assembly. Lineage: Eukaryota; Dinophyceae; Suessiales; Symbiodiniaceae.
AUGCAGACUGACGAUGAUUCGGAACUCCCGAACGUGGAGGACAUCUAUGAUUUGCUGACCUCAGACCUGGCAGAUGUGGAAGAUAGGCUUCGGAGGAAAUCCAGCAAUACUGCUUUGACUGCAAAGGAGGAGAAGCUGCACAACUUGGUCCGGGUGGAGCUAGGUGAGCGGCGCAGUGUGGAGGAGAUUGGCUUGGCACUGAUUGGUGGGCGCUUCGACCUGGCAAAUGUGCCAGGUCUGGACGGCAGAUCACGUCGAGCAUCACCCGUCCAGGAAGGUGCAGAGGUUUGGACUUUGCCAGAUGCGAAAUCUCCUUCAUCAUCAUCUUCCAGGUCGACUUUGUCGAUGAAGGUCGCGUCUCCACUGCCCGACGCAAGCCUUGAUUUACGUCAGCGGUUUCCACCGAGGUUGAGCAUGGCUGCCGCGCAGCAGGCAUCCCCAUCUCGGCCCUCGCAGGCAUUCAAGCCAACACCUGUCAACUUUGAUUUCGUGAUCGGCACAAGCUCGGUCAAAAAGAAGGCACCAAAGCGCAAACCGAAAGAGCAGAAAGAGCUCAAGGAAUGCAACGAUCCUCAGAGAAAGCGGUCGCCUUAG